AUGAGCGGCAUGUACGCAACACAGCUUUUUCCGGACGCCUAUAGUGCUCUCAGCCAACAGUCGAGCCCUUCUGAAGGCGGCCCUACAGCGACGACGGGGUCCAAACGGAAGUAUACAUCGUCGGCAUGCGAAUAUUGUCGCUUCAAACGGAAACGUGUGAGUCUUUUCUCACCCAUUCUCGACGACGGAGCUUGCGAUGGCAAACUUAGCUGUCGCACUUGUGUCGACGCUAACAAGCAAUGCGUGUAUCGCUUCAACGACAAGAGAAAAGCCAGCGUCCGGCAGGAGGAGAUCCAGAUCCUCGAAUCCCAGAACGAGGAACUGCGAUCUUUGCUGGACGUGCUCAAAUAUGGCAACGAUGAGGAAUCUCUGGCUGCCUUGCAAGCUCUCCGUUCCCCCGAGGGUACGGCAUCUCGUCAAUCGUCCACGAACCUCCUUCUUGACGUGUACGGGGUAUCUCUCCCAACCUUGCCUUCUCUGUCUCUGAAAGACCUGGAACUUCUCCAGGCAGACCAAGGUAGUCGACAGUCUGGCACUUCGUCUCAGGCUUCAUCCUGGCCGACACUAAAAUUCUUUGACUACCCGACCGUCUUCUCUCCUAGCCAACUACCACCGGAAGUUGACAUCCGCAAAGGAGCCGAGUUAUUUUUCCAAGUGACGGCUGGCUUGUUCCAUAUCAUGACUAUGGACGAAUUCGACGAGCUUUGUGACCAGGCCUUCCGGGCGCAAUCGCGACCGGACACUCUUGUCGUCGCCCAAAUUUGUGCUGCAUCUGCCAUCGGUGCUCAUUUCAAUAUCGACGACACCACUGGAGAACUCAAAGACGCCCUCUUCAAUAGCGCGAUUCGCCACAUGCCCGAGAUGGUCGAGCUCCGCAACCUGCAAACCAUGAAAUAUCUGGCUUGCCUCUGCGCGUACGGCAUGGUCGACAAGCGGAAGAGCACAGCUCGACUUAUCCAGCUCAGUCUCCAGAUCGCACGGUGGAACUUGGCCCUGCCACAACAUGAGCUCACCGGAGGUGCUCACGAGUGGAGAAGAUUAUAUCAAACAAUGAUAUUCUUUGAAUGCUGGCUAUCGACGUCGUUGGGCUACAUACCGGAUCUCGGUGGAGAAAUUGAAUUUCCUCAACCCACCUCGGCUGGCACAGACGGACUUCCAGAUGACAGCGUGACGCAAAUCAAGGCCAAAGAGAUCGGGGUACUAAAGGCCCAGGUCUGCAGAGCGGCCAGCGGCCUCGAAUCACCCACCGAGCAGAUAAUAGAGGACCACAUGAUUGCGUUGGAAAGCUGGUAUCGGAAGCUGCCACUUAAUAUGACUUUGACGGUUUUGCUGAACGGCGAGGCGAACCCGCUCACAGCAGCACAACAAGGCGCGUUGCUCCUCUCCCACGCCAUGUACCUGGGUGCCGUUAUGAUGUUGCAUCAACGAGUUUUAGUGGCCGUCUCGGACGGUAUCCUAGGCCAUGCCGCAGAAAUCGAUAUCGGAAGCACGCCGGUGCAAGAACAUCUGGCUCAUUCUAUUGAGGCGGCACGCGCUAUCGUGCGUAUUUUCAUCCUGCUCCGCUUCGGCACCGCCACAACAAAUAUGCACGUUCGGUGUUGGAUCUGCGUCUUUGAAACCUACACAGCAUGCACAAUUCUUCUUUACAACAUCGCCUUGAGAACCAUCCAGCACGCCGCGGAGCGAGCAGAGAUGCAACUGGACCUGGAACGUGUGAAUACCUGUCUCGGCAUGCUUGAGGCAUCGGGGUUGGUGGAUAAGGUAUCUCAAAAGAUGUGGGCGGCUUUAGCAGCGGUCCAUCAUGCCGUGGUGGUUUCCACAAGUCACCAAGUUUAUCCCAUUUCGCCACCAGAAGUCGAGCCAAAGAGCCAUUCACACCGUCAACUCAACGGCACGACAGGUUCGGGCUUCUUCGAACAAAACAACUUGUCAACUCCUCCGCUCAGGCCGCGUUCUCGGGGCUGCCUCUCUGCCAUCCAGGCGUUUAAACGCGCCACUGAUAUGUUGAGAGAUCCAUUUGGCCACGGCCUGGAAGCGGGAUUUCGGCUCCUUCCACGCGAUAACGGCGCGGACGCCGUGGACUGGUGGUCUGCUGCUGCUUCAUGA
Messenger RNA from Fonsecaea multimorphosa CBS 102226, 2106 nucleotides. RefSeq lists its product as uncharacterized. The transcript has 3 exons. The coding region runs from base 1 to 2106 and encodes 701 amino acids. Gene Ontology annotation, biological process: regulation of DNA-templated transcription. Gene Ontology annotation, molecular function: zinc ion binding; DNA-binding transcription factor activity, RNA polymerase II-specific. The record is from RefSeq and is a predicted model, not a curated record. NCBI's taxonomy places the organism in Eukaryota, Fungi, Ascomycota, Eurotiomycetes, Chaetothyriales, Herpotrichiellaceae.